Molecule: messenger RNA, 1759 nt
Organism: Bemisia tabaci
Lineage: Eukaryota; Metazoa; Arthropoda; Insecta; Hemiptera; Aleyrodidae
Gene: DMAP1
Product: DNA methyltransferase 1 associated protein 1
Biological process (GO): chromatin remodeling; negative regulation of transcription by RNA polymerase II; DNA repair
Cellular component (GO): NuA4 histone acetyltransferase complex; nucleus; Swr1 complex
Molecular function (GO): transcription corepressor activity
Source: RefSeq, a predicted model, not a curated record
UAGCUUGUUAUUGUUUUGGUUUUGCUUUGCUCAAGUAUCGGCAUUUUCAAUUGCAUUUUGCGAUUUGGAACUGUUUUCUCUUCUCUUUCGUGUUGUGUUUUAUUCGCAUUCGAACGUCAUAUAUUCUAGGAGGUUAAAUUUUUAAGGCCUAUCCUCCUUUCAAUUUCUUAUUUCUACAUGCUGAUCGUUUCUCCGCCGAAUCUGAGUCGAUGAGCUCUAUGAUGGCAUUGCGGUAUUCUCUCUGAUACAAUGCAAGAGGCUGUGAAUUUACCCUCUAUCUCUCAGUAAAAAAGUGCCCCAUGACUCUAACUAAUUUCAUCGAGGAAGAUCGUUUCACUAUGUAAUAUCAAACCCUCAUCUGUAGCGUCCACCAGAGAAGGUAAUCGCCGAACGGAAUCAACGUUUCUGCAGUGCUGUGGGUGUUAUUGACAAGUCACAAUGAGCACGGACGUUCGGGACAUUUUGGAACUGGAGAAGGCUGCACCAGAAAUCACAAAAGAAUCAAUAUUAGGGCCGCAAGAUGCAAAGAAGAAAAAAUUCUCGCAUGUCUUAACACCCAGGUCUUCUCGCAGGCCGGAGGGAAUGGCCAGAGAAGUCUUCGCUCUUUUGUACAAUGAUAACAAAGAUGCGCCUCCUCUAUUACCCACUGACACAGGUCAGGGUUACAAGCAGACAAAAGCAAAGCUUGGAAUGCGGAAAGUACGUCCCUGGGAAUGGACGCCCUUCACAAAUCCGGCUAGAACUGAUGGAGCAGUUUUUCAUCAUUGGCGGCGAGUGGCUGAUGAAGGCAAAGAAUACCCGUUUGCAAAAUUUAAUAAGAAAGUUCCAAUUCCUACAUACACUGAUGCUGAGUAUGCACAGCAUCUUCAGUCAGACUGGUGGACAAAAGCAGAAACAGAUCACCUAUUCAGUCUAUGCCGACAGUUUGAUCUCAGAUUUAUAGUAAUACAAGAUAGAUACGACGAGAAAAAGUUCCAAAAACGUUCAGUCGAAGAUUUAAAGGAACGUUAUUAUUCUAUUUGCUCAAUUUUACACAAGGUGAGAAAACUUCCAGGUGCAGAACCUAAAGCUUUCGACGCCGACCAUGAAAAGAGACGCAAAGAACAAUUAGCACGAUUAUACAAUCGCACACCUGAGCAGGUGGAGGAAGAAAUGACAUUGAUGACCGAAUAUCGUAAAAUUGAAGCUCGUAAACGCGAGAGAGAUAAGAAGACACAGGACUUGCAGAAGCUUAUCACCGCAGCGGACAACCAGAGUGAUGGCACAAAGUCAGAGAAGAAAACGGUGGCCAGGAAGAAAUUUACGCAAGUACGUCCCAAAAUUGAUACGAGCGUCAUCGAAACGGCAGGCAUCAAAUUCCCUGAUUGCAAGAGCAGUGGGGUUUCUGUCAGGUCGCAGCGCAUGAAACUUCCAGCCAGUGUGGGUCAAAAGAAGAUGAAGGCCAUUGAACAGAUGUUGCAGGAACUCGGCAUAGAAGAAAACCCAAUGCCUACAGAAGAGAUUUGCCAACACUUCAAUGAACUUCGCAGUGAUAUGGUUCUCCUUUACGAAUUGAAAAUGGUCCUCCAAACGUGCGAGUACGAAUUACAAAGUUUGCGUCAUCAGUAUGAGUCUAUGUCUGGAGAUUCCAAAGAGCCAAAACCAGCAGCAUCAACUCAAUAAACUAUCUCAAGUCCAAUUAAAUAUUGUUCGUAAUCUAGGUCUUAACUUGCAUGUAAAGUGUAAUUAUGUUGCAUUAAAUAUUUUAGUACGAUUUGUA